CUCUUGUCCUCCUUGCUGCCGUUGUACAACAACACUAUCAUAACAAAUACCCCCAACAACAACAACAAUAUCGUUUCAUUCAUCAUCACUUCAACUAUAACAAAUUAUCAUCACUAGAACAUUCGUUUAUUAGUAUUAUUUUGUGGAUAUUUUGUUUUUAUUAUUGGAUUGAUUUUAACGUUUUUUUAGAUUGGAGUAGCAAAGCCUAAUAUUAUUAUUAUCAUAUCAUCAUCAUAACAAUUAUAUAUUAAAUUAUCUAAUACCGCAAGCCAUAUGCUUCUAUAAAUUUCACUUCAUCAUCACACUUACACUUUAAUAGUAUUAUUAUUAUACAUUUUUAUAUUAUUUAUAUUUCAUCUAUAUACUUUAUAUAUUAAUUAAACUAUGAUAUGGAUUGCUAGAUUAUUAGGUUCUUUUUGGAAAAGCUGCAAUGACAAUCAAUUGCAGAGGUAUUUUCACUCCUCUGUAAUUAUCAACAAACAAUACAUGUACAUCUAUGGAGGGGCUGAUAAAGCUGAAGGACAACACUUUAGCAACUCCUUUGUAGUGUACAACUUGGAAUCUGGAGAGUAUCACUGCUUGAAUGAUGUUAUUAAAAUUCUCAGAAGGAAGAAGGCAAUCAAACCAACAGGUAUUCGUACUAUUAAACCAGAGAAACUCAACAGAAACGACUAUGAACUAUUCCCUAAUGCAAAACUACCAAAACUUUCCCAACAUACCAUGACCCAAGUCUCUAAAUGUACUCUGUAUAUCUAUGGUGGACAAUUAGAAAAAGGUACUGCAAGCAACUCACUCUACAGAUUCGAUAUCGAAAGUAUGGAGUGGUUGAAAGUCAAGUGUUCAGCCAGACACUCUGCUCAAGAUAUUCUUCCUGCACUCUACGGCCACACUACCAAUGUUAUUGAUGGAACCAAGAUGUAUAUAUUCGGUGGUACUGAUGGUACUAACUAUUUCAAUGAUCUCAUGGUGAUUGAUACGGAAUCAAACACUUGGGUUAGAGAAAAGACUCAGGGUGUUAAACCUUCUCCAAGAUAUGGUCACACUUGUGUCCACUACAAUAAUUCUCUUUACAUUUUCGGAGGUGGUAAUGAUCAACACUUGUUCAAUGAUUUGUACAGUCUUGAUCUUGAUACUCUCACUUGGAAGCAUAUCAAAAUUGAAGGUACAACUGACUCUGCGAAGAGAGUCCACCACACUGCCAAUAUUAUUGCCAACAAGAUGAUUGUAUUUGGUGGUUUGGUUAAUGCUCACUCCCAUUCUAAUGAUUUGAUGGUUUUAGAUUUGGAACACUUUAGAUGGGAUAUUGAAAAACCCUAUGUAGAUAAGAACUCCCCUGCCCCACCAUCUCUUGUUGGUCAUUCAGCUCAAAUGGCUGGAACCAAGCUUUGGAUAAUUGGUGGAAAAUUUGCAGAAAAUGAUUCCAGUACCCAAAUAUCCAAUAAUGUCUACACUUUAGAAACAGGAAUAAGAGGGAUUGAGCCAAUUGAUUGUGGAAGAUCCACACUAACUAGUGAUUUAAGUUCUCUAAUUGACUCGGAAGAUUAUUCAGAUACUAUUCUAGAAUAUAAUGGCCAAUUCUACCAUGCACACAGACCAAUAAUAUAUGCCCGUGCUCCUCUUUUAUAUAGAGAAUGUAUGAGGCUAUCAUCUAACGAUAUUGUUAACGUAGGUGAUGCUGCAGACGCUCUAAUGAAAAAGAAAAAGCACAAGGCAACAGAGAAAUAUGAAGAAUUAAAACAAAAAUCAGAAAAGGUAAAGAGCUACGGAUUCAGAGGAUUACUUGAAUAUUUAUAUACAGACCGAGUCGGUUUGUUGGAUGGAGAGGAUAUUCCAGUUGAUGUAGAUAUAAGAUGUUGCAUUUAUGAGCUAAUUUUCUUAGCAGUUGCAUUUUCACUGGAUAGACUAUUUGCUCUAUGCUCAAAACAUUUAGAUUCAGAUUUUACCACAUCUAUCCCUGCUCCAACCCUCUAUACGGACAUGAAGAAACUUUAUGAAUCUACAGAAAAGAGCCUCUUAUUGGAGAAGAAUGAAGAUCAAGAUCGCCUCGAUUCUCCUCCGAGUAGCUCAAAGGCCCAUUUUGACUUUAGUCAAUAUGUCUCUGCAUCUCAAAGUGAGAAUGAUGACUCAUCAGAUGAGGAUGAUAAUUAUUCAAUCACUUCUCCAAUGUCAGUCUCAACUCAAGAUGGUGGUAAUAUUUUCAGUACUGUUCUUAGUACUACUACUUUUAUUAAUUCUGAUCAAUCUAAUUGCGACGUUUUGUUUAGUGUUGGUGCUGAAAAAGAAAGGAUUGCCUGUCAUAGAUGUAUUCUCAAUUCUAGAUCCAAAUUCUUCCGUAGGAUGCUUUCCAACAAACCACAACAACAACAUUCAAUUGGUAUGACCAAAAUUGAUGAAUUUGAACUUACUGGCAUUAGACCUCAGGUUUUCAAGUUAGUACUUCAAUAUUUGUAUAGUGGAAAUGUGUCCAUCAACUUUGAUAUUUCAGUAGAACUUCUUGUUGCUGCAGAAGUCUAUCAACUUGAAAGAUUAUCUCUAAUGUGUCAAAGUGUUAUUGAAAAGAAGAUUCACCCAGGAAAUGCCUCCACCAUAUUUAGCAUUGCUGAUUCAUAUGAUGUGAAGCAUUUGAGGGAAACAUGCACUUAUUUUAUAGUUCACAACAUGUCAAAGGUAAGAAAAACCAACAAUUACAAAAAGGAUCUCUCCUCAGAUCUUAAACAAGAGCUGAAGGAUCUCAGAAAACUUUUCAGACAACAAGAAGGAUCAGGAUUUUAUGAACAAUCAGAAUAUGCUCUUCCAUUUUCCACUUAUUACCAUUCUCACUUUGCCAGUUCUUCCUAUAAUAAUAAGCAAAAGAAGAAACACAAGAAUAAGCAAAAGCAAUCCGCUAAAAAGCUUGCUCCUCCACCAACACCAAACUCAGCUCCUCCAGUUCCUACCUCAUUGGGCAGAAAGAAGAUUAGAAAGCCUAAUUCACUUUCCUCUAUGAACGAUAUUGACGGAAAGGAAGAAGUUUCCUACUUGACUUCUCCAGGAAAUAUUCUUUUGGGUGUCAGUCCACCUUCCCCUUGGUCUUUCCCAUCUGAUAACAGUCCUACAUUGGCAGAUGACUCCUAUAGUUCUGGUUCAGUUGGAAAGAUCCAAAAGAAGAGGAAGAAGAAUGUUAAGAAAAACAUUUAUCAUUAGCAUUCCCUAUUCUUGUAAAUAUUCCUUGUUUGUACUCUUAUUUUCAAAUAAUAAUAAAUAAAAUAUAUUUUAAAUAAA
Messenger RNA from Naegleria gruberi, 3261 nucleotides. RefSeq names its product BTB domain-containing protein. Gene Ontology annotation, molecular function: protein binding. NCBI's taxonomy places the organism in Eukaryota, Heterolobosea, Eutetramitea, Acrasida, Naegleriidae. Gene Ontology annotation, cellular component: Golgi apparatus. Bases 385 to 3183 code for a protein of 932 amino acids. The record is from RefSeq and is a predicted model, not a curated record. The transcript is spliced from 2 exons.